GCUUGGUAGGCGGUCAAAUAUGUAAACAUCCAAUCAUCGAUCAUUUUGGGCGGAAGUGGUUCGCAUGCGCUCCUGGCUGCAAGAAAACCUAUAUUAGCUAGCAGCUUUCUUUUUCUAUCCCCAGGUAAUGUUACCGGGUUAGUCAACAUAUUCUGAUCUGUCUCUGACAGCGCUAUGGCGGGUGAGGACGAGGAGUUGGUCCAGUCGAGGAAAAGUAGAACUCUGAUCAUCCGCCAUCUCCCUGCUGACCUGUCCAGGGAUGAGAAGCAGGAUCUACUCAAGUACUUUGGUGCCGUGGGAGUCAGAGUGUUCUCUGAUAAAGGAGUACUGAGACACACAGCCUUUGCAACAUUUGCGAGUGAAAAGUCUGCAGCAAAGGCUCUGAGCAGGCUUCACCAGCUACAGAUCCUCAACCAUACCCUGGUGGUGGAGUUUGCCAAAGACCAGGAACAUGUGACAGUGCUGAAAGACCCACCUGUGUCAGACAGUGCAACAGAUGGCAAAGAUGUGAAGAAGAAAAAGGAAGUGACACAACCGAGUAUACCACUAAUAGAGACUGGCACUGCACCCAAACUCGGGUUGAAAUUUCAAUCAAAUCCCAGUCUGAAAUAUUUAUAUCCACCUCCUUCGAAUGGGAUUCUGACAAACAUAACACAUGCCCUUCUGAGCGUACCAAACUUUUACGUUCAGGUCCUUCACCUGAUGAACAAGAUGAACCUACCGUCUCCGUUCGGCCCCAUCACAGCAAGACCUCCGAUGUAUGAGAUGCAUCCUGCCCCCCCUCCACCAAUGCCGCCCCCCUAUCCUCCCCACUACCCCCCCUUACCAGCAGAUGAGAUAGACCUCUCCAGCGCGGAGGGGUCUGAGUAUGAGAGUGGAGAUGACGAGGACAAAGAGAGGAUGAUUCGCCUGAUGGGUCUGGUCAACCAAGCAUGCAAGAGACCUCUGAGAACUAAAGUGUCCUCCAAGAGAAAGAAACCCAAGUUCAAGGACCUUCUCUUUGUCCCCAAGCCCGAAUCUCAGAGUGCUCCAGGGCCCAUCUUGCAGCCAUCAGAUGUGUUUGAGCAGCCCCAGCCCUGCGGACAGAAGAAGAUUGAGUUCCACAUUUCAGCAGACGUGUCAGCCAUACUGGAAGGAGGAGGAGGCAACUCCACCCAGCCACAGGAGCCCACUAAGGAGGCUGAAGUAGCAGCUGAGGAGAUGCAGGCCACCACCACUACAGAGGAGGAUCCAGGGGAGGGCUUUGGGAAGAUCUACCCUGCCGCCCAGGCCUCCCAACUGGAGGAGGACAGUGAUGAGGACGAGGAUGUCCCCUCUGAUGUCAUCUCCAGGAAGGAACUGGAUAAGGGACGGCUGUCCAGAGACGAGAUAAAAAGGAUGUCUGUGUAUAAAAAUUAUGAACCUGGAGAGCCGACCAGCAGACUUUACGUGAAGAAUAUAGCCAAGUCAGUAGAAGAGAAAGAUCUGAAAUACAUCUAUGGGCGAUACAUCGACGUUUCAUCUGAGGCAGAGAGAAAUAUGUUUGACAUAGUGCUGAUGAAGGAGGGUCGUAUGAAGGGCCAGGCAUUCGUUGGUCUCCCAAGUGAGAGGAGUGCAGAGAAGGCCCUGAGAGACACCAACGGUUACGUCCUCUAUGACAAGCCCCUCGUCGUCUCGUUUGCCAGGUCUGCCAGACCUAAAGCGGACACCCCGGACCCCAAGAAAGGACCCAAACGAACCCGAUGAACAGAUAUUGAUGUCAAGUUGAAGUUACAUGGUGAUAGUGUGGCCCAGCAGUCAGUACCAUUCGUAUCCUUCUGAUUCUGUCAUAUCCUUUCCAAAGCACAUCAUACCAUCACAAUACCUGUGUUUUCCUCCUCUUUGGUACACAUUAGACCCAUAGACAACCAUGCCGUUUGGAAAUGAUCUUGUAGUUGAAACGCCAAACAUUAAGCAUAGCUCUAAUAUCCAGUGAAAUCAAGUAGUUUUAUAAUGAUAGGUUACAACCUAACUGCCUAACAUACAUUUUUUUUAAAGAAAUCACAGUAUACAGGCUUAUGGGUUUUUCUUUUCUGAUGGGACAUAAUACACACCUGUUUGUAUCCUUCCAACAUGCACACACACUGAUUCUUGCAUAAAUUGUAGCGCCUGGAGUCAGUGUUAUUUAUCUGAAAUGUUCUUCUCCCCUGAUAAUAAAAAAAUAUCUAUGUAUAUAUGUUGCUGUGAGAUGUAGUAUUUUUUAUCUGUGAAAAUCAAUAUUCAAUAUUUGACAUCUCCCCUGUUUGGUUCUGAACUACAGGUGAUGGAAUCCUCUGCCAACUGAAGACAACACGUUAGGAAUAUAAUUUCUUCAGGUUUUAAAAAAAAUAAAAUAUUUUUUAUAUAUGUAUUGUCUGUCUAUAAAUGCCUUCUAGUCCACUGUAA
Oncorhynchus kisutch (coho salmon) is the source of this 2403-nucleotide messenger RNA. RefSeq names its product RNA-binding region (RNP1, RRM) containing 3 (gene rnpc3). Gene Ontology annotation, molecular function: protein binding; pre-mRNA intronic binding; U12 snRNA binding. The coding region runs from base 175 to 1725 and encodes 516 amino acids. The record is from RefSeq and is a predicted model, not a curated record. The transcript has 16 exons. NCBI's taxonomy places the organism in Eukaryota, Metazoa, Chordata, Actinopteri, Salmoniformes, Salmonidae. Gene Ontology annotation, cellular component: U12-type spliceosomal complex. Gene Ontology annotation, biological process: mRNA splicing, via spliceosome.